UUGUGUUUCCUCAGAGAUGUGCAGGUGAGGAGCAUGGAGCAGACAGUGAGAGUGGCAGAGAAGAACAUGGGGGAGCUCUGCUCCCUCCUGGCCUCCUACACCAGGAAGACGGCCAAGCUCAGAGACAAGGCGGACCAGUUGGUGGCCCAGCUUUUCCAUUUCUCCAGCACGGAGGACCCUGAGCUUCAGAUCGGUCUCAAAAUCCUCGCCGAAGAUCUGGCCAUGGUUCAGGAUUAUAGACAGGCUCAGGUAGAGAGGCUGGAGACCAGAGUUGUUGAUCCUCUAAAAGUCUAUGGAGAGGUAAUCAAGAACAAAAGGACUGAUCUAAAGAAAUUCAGCAGUGACCUGAACAGAGAGCAGAAGGAGUUGCAGAAAGUGGAUAAAAUCCGAAGGAGGAACCCUGCUGAUCGACAAAGCAUUGUAUCCUUUGCGGAGGUCAUUGCACAGAAGGCUUCCACCAACGUCCAGAACAGCAUUAGACAACUGGAGGAGACCAUCACGGAGUUCCAGAAACAAAAACUGGAGGGCAUCAAAUCUAUCAGCAAUUUGCAUCAUCAGAGAGGCGUGGAGGAUGAGCUGGAACAGGAGGAAGAUGAUGAAGAGGAGACAGACGCAGAGGAACAGGAGGAGUCUGAGUCAGACAUGGAGAACAGUGGGAACUCCAAACGGCAGUCUUAUGCCUCUCAAUAUGUCCAGAUGCACACAUGA
Messenger RNA from Menidia menidia (Atlantic silverside), 708 nucleotides. The record is from the annotation of a GenBank genome assembly. Lineage: Eukaryota; Metazoa; Chordata; Actinopteri; Atheriniformes; Atherinopsidae.